AUGUUCAUGCUGGGAAAGAACCUGCACCAGCUGGACAGCUCUUACAAACAGAAGGAGCUCAAUGUGUUGAUAGCCAAUGCGGCCAUGUUCCGCCUACAAGCUGUGCACAAGUAUGUGUGUCUCGAGCUUCAAGGCAGGGAAGACUUGGAAGCUCACAUCAGCGUAGUCCUAAAGGAACACAAGUUUGAGCUGUGCUGGGCUGAGACAGAACUGGGCCGGACCCACAGCCCGAGACAGGAACUGGAGCAGGAGGAGCAGAAUUUCAUGGCCCGGCAAGAGAAAGAGAGCAGAAGAAUGCAGAUAGAGAAGAACGCUAUAAAAAGGGCCAGACAGCAAGCAAUGCGUGCCAGAAUGAAGCAGGAGGAAGCUUUGCAGGAGCAGGCAAAGCUUCAUGAGAAAAGACUGGAGCAAGCCAUGGCUAGCAAAAUGAAAGCAGACGUCUACCUCAAACAGACUCUAAACAAGAUCUAUCAGAAAGAGACAGAGGAGGAAGAGAAGAGGAAAGAGGUGCUGAAAAAAAGACUGGAUGCUGCAAUGUCAUUGAAGGCCAAUAUAGCAGCCAACCGGGAGACUCUAAGAGCCCGGCUGGCUCGAGAGAAGGCCCAUGCUCAAAAACAGAGAGAGGAGGAGAAAGGAAAGCUAGAGUCACUGCAAGCAGAGGGAAUGUACAGAAUGAAGCUUCUGUACCAGCAGAAAAAACGAGACGAAAUUGACAAAAUGAAACAAAAAUUUGAUGAAAAUCACAGAAACAGAUGGAAAGGGAUUGUCUCAAAGUUACUCUUGGAAGAGGAAAGGCAUAAGAGAGAGGAAUCUCUGCUUUUUCCUCCGGUGCCCUCAAAGUCAAAGAAGACCUUGACCAGCGAGAGGAGUGAUGUCAGCUCCUCUCUGGAUGAGGAGGAAGACACUGAAGAGGACCUAGGACUACAAGAGACUUUGGCUCAGUCUGAAUUUACAGGGCUCUGGGACCAAAAACCCAGAGCCUACACGAGCACACAGGACCAAGAAACCUUGCCAUCCAUUCUUAAGCUGGAUAAGGCGACUCUGUUAUCACCAGCCAAAAAAUCUGUGUCUGGGAAAGAAUUUAAAAGUCAAGCAUUCUUGAGCAAGCCAAAGGUCAUCCACUUUAAGAACUUCGACGUUGGAAAGACAUACAAGAAGAAGGCUGUCCUGACCAAUGUCACAGAUGCCACUAAUUACUGCCAGCUGCUGGGUGUCUCCGAAAAUUUGGCUGAUUUUGUCUCGAUAAUCUUUGAGCCUCCUGGCCCCGUGUCUCCAGGACUGACUUGUCAACUGGAAGCUGUUUUUACACCAAUGAUAAACGAGGAUUUGGAUGGUGAGGUUCAGUUUCAGUCAGCGACUGGACCUUUCUCAGUGGUCGUUAAGUGCUCUAAAAAAACCUGUAAUAUGGUGGUUGAUAGCAGUUUCAUUGACUUUGGCGCCCAUGUGGUAGGACAGACAAUUUCACGGACAAUCACCCUGACCAACAGGGGGGCUAUGGGUACUCACUACACCCUGGUCCCUAUUUCCUCCAAUCCCUCUCAGCUCCAGGGUAUAUCCCAGCAUUCCUCUAUCAGCUCACAGGUGCCGGCUGACGUUAGCAGUGCUGAGAUCUGUGAUUUGCAGAAUAAUGCGGUGCCCCAGGAAUCAGGAGGGGCCACUCACACACUGCUCAGUUUGUCAGCAUGUGCGACUCAUGUUAGCGUGGAGGCUGAUGGAGCAGGCUCAGGUCCAGAAGUCAGUCUCACUGAGGAGAACAACUCGAAGGAAAGCUGUUAUCCCAGUGAGAUCAACAUCGGAGAGAUAACAGAGGGAGAAGUUGGCCCCUUCGCCAGCGUCAAGAUACCCGUCGUUUUCACACCCACCAUUCCAGGGGAGGCAUAUCUGGACCUCCGCAUCCUGUUCUCCCAGUCCGACUGUGAUCCGGUGGUGGUAAACAUGCGUGGAGAGGCUGUGGCUGCCCUUGUCUGGGUGUCACGGCCAAACAUUGACCUGAAGGUCUGUUUGUUUGAUCGGCCGUGUGGGGACCUCAUUGAGGUCCACAGCAGGGCAAACAGGAGUCUGAAGUUAACCUUCAAAGUGUGUAAGGAGUUGAAGAACCACCUGGAGAUUCUCCCUAAGUCAGGCCACAUCCAAGCCAGGUCCAGCUUCAAGGCGAAACUCAAAUUUAAACCCAGAUGUACCUUGCCUGAGGAUGCAAAGAAUUUUUUUGACAAAGAAACAUGUGUACUGGAAGUUCCUUUGACAAUCCAAGUAAGAGAUCAGGUACAACCUGUGCGCUUUACCCUCCAUGGCAUUGUCACAACUUCAGACCUGGAGUUUGACUGCACCAAGGUCGACUUUGGCCACUGCUCCAUCUAUGGAUCCGUGAAGAGGACUGUGCGACUCACUAACCGUUGUCUUCUGCCCCAGGACUUUGGCUUUUUGCACAUACCUGAGUUCAUGGACGUCCAGCCUGGAGAUGGAUUUGGGACUAUUCUCCCUCAACAAACCCUGGAGAUAGAUCUGAUUUUUAGCCCCCCCAAAGCUGGAGAAUUCAAGUUUCAACUGAACUGCAAAUCAGGCAUAAACAGGGACUUCAUGCUGUCAUGCUACGGGAUUGGCGUUCACCCUCCGCUGGUACUCUCUGACUCACUGGUAAAGUUCAAAGCCACUGCAGUUGGAGACAAAUGCACAGUUGUGCUGUUUGUGGUGAACUCCCACACCAGUGCCGAUGAGUUCUCGGACUCAGUGCCUCGCAUCGGUAACGGUCCCAUUGCCCCCGUCGGACCGCGACUGUUUUCCUUUGUUGUUCCGGAAAACUCUGAAAUCUCAGUGUCACCCACCUCAGGACUGGUUCUGCCCGGAAAGAGGUGCCUGGUCCAGGUCACGUUCAGUCCGUCCCUGUCUGACAAUGUGAUCAGGGCGGAAGCGUUGAGGUUGAAACUCAAACGUAAGAAAGAGCUGCCUAAUGAAAAUCAUGCACAGCACAAAGUGAAGGAAAAGAAGAGGCCAUCAUCAAAUCAGGCUUCAGGAAAGCAGCGGGUGAAAGAGAGCAGCAAAGUGCCUGAGACCCCACGAAAUGUCAGCCCGCACAAAGCCCCCAGUCCGGACGACAUUCAUAAAGACUCAGACGAAUAUGCAGCUGCAAAAGCCUCGCUGCACCGAUCGUUUACAAGACGAUUUACCAGUUAUGCCAUUCCCUGUUUUGUGUCUGAUGUAUACACUACAAACAAGGGAGACACAGAGGAGCCUACAUUCAGUCCCUAUAACACUCUGCACCUGGAACUGCAUUGUCCAGCGGUCACACCCAGUCUAGUGGUCACGUCAGACAACGGCCGCACACACGUCGACUUCGGCCGAGUGCUCGUGGGAGAGAGAGUUUUGAAGAGGGUGUCAGUUCAGAACAUUUCAGAGGAGCCUGUGGAGUUGACAUCUUCAGUGCUGGACCUCAGCGAAGUGUUCCUGCUGGUGAAUGCACUGAGACCGCUGAGUCCUGGACACACACAUACACUCGUGCUGGCCUUCACACCCGCCAAGGGCAAAAAGUAUCGUGAGAAUCUGCAGCUGCGCUGUAGUAAAAUGAAUUUAGAGUUGACUCUGUGUGGAGAGGGCAUAGAGCCUAUCAUUACCUGCUCUCACCCAGGAGAGCUCAUGGACUUUGGUUUCGUCCUAGAGAAAGACAUCUGUUCACAGGUGUUUCAGCUGCAGAACACUUGCUCUCUGCCUGUUAGGUUUCAGGUGCUCCUGGCCAGCCUCUCUCCUUUCAAACAUAGUGAUCCACAACAGCUCCCCAUCCUAUAUUCCAUAUAUACUAGGUCACAGAGAGCUGUGGGCACGCAGAACCACAGUGGUAUGUGUGUCUUCAGUGUGUCACCGGUAGGGGGCACUAUUCCCCCAGGGAAAACUCAAGAUCUCACAGUCUCUUUCAGCCCUGACCACGAGAGCACGCUUUACUCUGACAUACUCACUGUGGAACUCAUGAACAAGCAAACAGUCUGUGUAUUGGAUCUCAAAGGCACUGCUUGGCGUAACCCAAUGUUUGUGAGUGGAGGGGAUCCAUUAAACACACAAACCGAAUUCGACACCCACCAUCCCCUCCUUAUGGGAACUUCUUCAGUCAAGGCACACACAGAAGUUGAGAAGUUGCCCAUUCCUGUGUUAGUGACACUGAGAAGUGUGUGCAGUGAGGGACUUGUGUGUCCAGCUCAGCGGGAGCUAGAGGUGGGCUUUAUCCGCACCAGCCAGCCAGUGACCAAAAAGAAUGUGGAGUUUUAUUGGGAGAAUUUAUCUGCGCUGCAAUCGAAGGGCUUCAGUGUGAAGCCGACUAAAGGAUCGGUAGACGCUGGGCAGACACGUACCAUCACUGUGACGUGGACGCCCCCUCGUGGCUUGAAACCUCUUGAAGUGGUUCAGUCGUGUGCUGCUCUGACAUUGAAAGGAGAAGAAACAGAAGUGUAUAAUGUCACUCUGAUGGCCCUUGUAUCUCCGCACAGACGCUGA
This is a messenger RNA of Chanos chanos (milkfish), 4479 nucleotides long. RefSeq names its product cilia and flagella associated protein 74 (gene cfap74). The transcript has 36 exons. Bases 1 to 4479 code for a protein of 1492 amino acids. The record is from RefSeq and is a predicted model, not a curated record. NCBI's taxonomy places the organism in Eukaryota, Metazoa, Chordata, Actinopteri, Gonorynchiformes, Chanidae.